AAUGCCUCCAGACACGGGAGAUUGUCAUCUACUCCGUAGAAGGCCGCGCACUAGAAGGCGAUUGCCCAAUGAAGGGAAUCCUUCAUCGAAUCUUUGCCCUAAGGCAUCAGACUCUAGCAGAACUUAACAGUAGCUGCAAAUCAUUUUGCUUUUCAUGACGCAAUGCCGACUAUCUUCCGUUCAAAUGGCUCGCCCUCUCCUUCUCCCGGGUUCCCCACUCCUUCACCCCCUUUCCCCCUCUCCCUGCCUCGUCCAUUCUCAGUCGGCUCGGCGUUGGUCCCUUCUUUUGUUUUUUUUUUUUUUUUUUUUUUUUUCUCUUUUCUUCCCUUUUUUUCUUUUUUUCCUUUUUUCUUUUUUUUACACGCACACAGUAUUUUCUUUUCUAGGUUUUCUUCCCUCUUUCGGACGAGAGACUCGUACUCUCUGCCCCAGCCUCCCCCAAGUCUGCCCCAGCCAGCCCUUACAGUAGGAAAGACGUGAGAGGAGGGCAAGGACAAACUGGGGCCAAGAAUAAAAAAAACUCGAUUGAGAGGGAAA
Aspergillus saccharolyticus JOP 1030-1 is the source of this 537-nucleotide messenger RNA. RefSeq lists its product as uncharacterized. NCBI's taxonomy places the organism in Eukaryota, Fungi, Ascomycota, Eurotiomycetes, Eurotiales, Aspergillaceae. The record is from RefSeq and is a predicted model, not a curated record. The transcript has a single exon. Bases 163 to 480 code for a protein of 105 amino acids.